AUGCCGUUAUCAUUGCAGAUAGAAAUUGAUUCUGAGCAGAAAGCUAUUGCAAAUUUAGACCGUUCAAGUAAAACAGGAAUAGAUGCCCAACAAAAUGGUUUAAAAAAAUCUUCGUAUUCUGAAUGGGCACUGUGGAGUACAUGCCUUGGCGGACGCAAAACUCGGCGUCGACAUUGCUUGCAUCGUUAUAUUUGCGGCGAUUCUCUGCGGAUAGAAGUUGCAAGACUGAGUUGCGCCAACUUGACGCAAAAGAUGUUCAAAAGAAAUUUCGAGGGUUCUCUUCUUGGAGCAAUUGGACUUCUUGUUCUCGAAAGUGUACAACUGUCAGGAAAAGAGUACACGGUUGCUGAAACAAUGCCUCAGCCGGUGCCAGCCAUUCAUUCGGAAGAUUCUCGGGCACUGUCCAAUAUUAUACCGACUUGUGGUAGACUGGGGCGAUACCGCUCUGCCAAUGCCCGAAUUCGAGCCAAAAUGAGGGAUAUGGUUCGCAUUAUAGGUGGCAGGCCAGCGCCACCGGGCAAGUGGAUAUGGCAAGUGGCUGUAUUAAAUCGGUAUAAGGAAGCUUUCUGCGGCGGUACACUGAUAGCACUGCGGUGGGUGGUCACAGCUGCCCAUUGUGUAAGGAAAAGAUUGUACGUACGUCUCGGAGAGCACGACUUACUCGUGCGGAGCCACGGAGAGGUUGAGAUGAAGGUGACUGAAGCUGUGAUCCAUCCGCAAUAUGACCCGGAUACUGUAGUCAACGAUGUCGCUCUGCUAAGACUACCAUCGCCGGCACGACCAGAUUUAGGUCACGGUAUAGCCUGUCUUCCGAAACCUCAUCAGAUUCUGCCUCCGCAUUCAACUUGUACAAUAUUGGGAUGGGGGAAAAAGCGCGCUACAGAUGUACAUGGCACAAGAAUUCUUCAUGAAGCUCAGGUGUCUACAAUACAACAGGGUGUAUGUCGACGUUCGUAUUGGCAGUAUGCUAUCACGGACAAUAUGGUAUGUGCGGGUCGCGGGCACAAAGACUCCUGUGCCGGGGACUCGGGAGGACCGCUACUAUGUAGAGACCGUACAAUGCGAUAUGUUCUACAGGGUAUAACAAGUUUUGGCGAUGGCUGUGGCAAACGCGGCAAAUAUGGAAUUUAUACAAGGACAGCCGGCUACGUCACCUGGAUGCGGGAGAUUAUGACCAACAAAUACUUCGACGAC
Molecule: messenger RNA, 1194 nt
Organism: Brenthis ino (lesser marbled fritillary)
Lineage: Eukaryota; Metazoa; Arthropoda; Insecta; Lepidoptera; Nymphalidae
Source: the annotation of a GenBank genome assembly